Messenger RNA from Bombina bombina (fire-bellied toad), 2248 nucleotides. It is a transcript of the gene SLC35A1, whose product is annotated as solute carrier family 35 member A1. Bases 62 to 1078 code for a protein of 338 amino acids. Gene Ontology annotation, biological process: pyrimidine nucleotide-sugar transmembrane transport. The record is from RefSeq and is a predicted model, not a curated record. Lineage: Eukaryota; Metazoa; Chordata; Amphibia; Anura; Bombinatoridae. Gene Ontology annotation, molecular function: pyrimidine nucleotide-sugar transmembrane transporter activity. Gene Ontology annotation, cellular component: Golgi membrane. The transcript has 8 exons.
GUUAGUUCCGAGUCCGGUAGCUUUCAGGAUACUAAGAGCAGCGAUCUGAUAAGCUGUAACUAUGGCGCCCAGAGAAAAUGUCAGUCUGCUCUUCAAGUUGUACUGUUUGCUGGUUAUGACUUUGGUUGCAGCAGCAUACACUGUACUGCUGCGUUAUACAAGGACAGUACAAACGGAUAUGUACUUUUCAACCACUGCAGUCUGUAUCACUGAAGUUAUAAAAUUGGUUCUAAGUGUAUGUAUUUUGGCAAAAGAAACAGGAAGUCUAAGUAGAUUGGUGACCUCUUUAAAGGAGAAUGUAUUGGGAAGCCCAGUGGAGAUGAUUAAACUUAGUGUGCCCUCUCUUGUGUAUGCUCUGCAAAAUAAUAUGGCUUUUCUGGCCUUGAGUAAUCUGGAUGCAGCAGUUUACCAGGUAACAUAUCAGCUGAAAAUUCCAUGUACAGCCUUAUGCACUGUGCUGAUGCUCCAUCGCUCACUCAGCAAACUGCAGUGGUUCUCGGUGUUCAUGUUGUGUGGAGGGGUGACACUGGUCCAGUAUAAUCCGGGAGAGACCGCUAAAGUACAAAUUGAACAGAAUCAUUUGUUGGGCUUUAGUGCUGUGGCUGUGGCUGUAUUAUGCUCUGGAUUUGCUGGAGUCUACUUUGAAAAGGUUUUGAAGAGCUCUGAAACAUCUUUGUGGGUGAGAAACAUUCAGAUGUACAUAUCUGGUAUCGCUGUGACAUUAGCCGGAGUCUACAUGUCAGAUGGUGCACAAGUCAUUGAAAAGGGAUUUUUCUAUGGUUACAAUUAUUUGGUGUGGGUUGUAGUUUUGCUCGCUAGUGCUGGAGGUCUCUAUACAUCUGUGGUUGUAAAAUACACUGAUAAUAUCAUGAAAGGGUUCUCUGCAGCCGCAGCAAUUGUUAUUUCAACUAUUGCAUCCGUGAUUCUCUUUGAAUUACAUAUAACAUUAACAUUCUCUGUCGGUGCGCUCCUUGUGUGUGUGUCAAUAUACGUAUACGGAUUACCCAAGAAAGACACUACCAAGAUAGAAACAAGCGAACCUGCAAAAAGUUUAAAUGAAAAACUUAUAAGUGUGUGAUUUUCAUCCAACAAAUGACCACUUGGAGAAAUCAAAAGAAACACUUUUGCCUCAACAUAAGGACCAUUAAAGGGCCGUUAGACUGGAACUGGGAAGCAAGUUUACAGUUGAGAUCUAAAUAUGCAGUAUGGUUACAUCAUUUGGUGAUCAACAAUGUAAAUAGUGUAUUUUAAUAUUUGUGUUCAAAAUGCAUUUUUUGUAACCAAGAACUGGCUGAUAGAGACGUUUUAGAUAUGGAAAAAAAUACUUUGUCAAAGUAAAGUUCAAGAAUUUUUAAAGAAGAGUUAAGAGAAACCAUGAGGUGAAGACAAACAUUUUUCUAUAUCUCGUUAGUCACAGAUUCUCCAUCCUUAAGGCAAGAAAUUGGCAAACGGAAGCAAUUAAGUUAUUGAAGAUUUGACGUCUAACGCAAAAAUAAGGAUCUGAGAAUCUAUACUUAGGUUAAGCAAAUUCAACCAUACUUUGACUUCCUGAACUUAAAACUUAUACCAUAUACAGUGAAAUAUACUGUUUUUUAUAAUUAAAACAAAUGAAAAAACAAACUUCAGGGUCGCCAAUACAAUUUUGCACUUAUUGUAAAUAUUUUAAUAUUUUUAUUUGAUUGGUAAAAACAAAUGAAGUUGGGUAUUUUAAAACAUAUAUGCAUGUUAUCUGUUAACAUUUAAUUGACAUAGCAAGACCCUUGUUUAAUGAAAUAGCCACUCAGAUCAAGUGAUUGUAAAAACUGCAAAUAACGCCAGAAAUAGAGAUUUAGGUGUGGGUAAUGAUUCUUGGUUGUCAGACAUAAACAAAUUAUUGUUUUUAUUGUGGUUACAAUGGGUUGUUUCUAGUAUUUAAUUUAGUACAGGAAAACAUAGUAUUCUGUAUCAAUAUUCUGUGCAUAUCAUUUAUAUUCUUUAUCCAUGAGAAUGUUAUGACCUACACAAACACAAUUGUGUGGAAGAUAUUCAUUGACAUAAUAAUAAAUUGUGGUAUUCAAUUCAGGGACAGAAAUACGUUUGUCUGGACUUUGUUACAGAAGCAUUUAAUUUAGGGCUUUACAAAUCCUGGGAGACAGGGCUGUUUUAAUUUCUGGCUCCCAGAUUUUUGUAUUGUAUUACAUUUUCUCAUGUUCUAGUGUGGUUUCACAUGAAAUACUAAAGUGAAUUAAAAAUGUAUUUCGCAAUAACA